Molecule: messenger RNA, 9265 nt
Organism: Amoebophrya sp. A120
Lineage: Eukaryota; Dinophyceae; Syndiniales; Amoebophryaceae
Source: the annotation of a GenBank genome assembly
GCAACACCAAGAAUUGCAAAUGCAAACCUGAAGCCGAGCAUGGUGACGGCAUCGAGAAUGAGUGCAAACAAGACGUCAAAGCUCAAACACAAAAGAUGCCUGAGCUAGUAUCGGGCCACCUGCUCCCACGUGUGCAUCUUUUUCACACCUAGCCCUUCUCUUGCGGACCUUCUCGCCAUUCCCACCUUGGUACCGGCAACAUGCUGGGGACCGCACUCACAUGUUUGCUGGCCGCCGCGCCCGCCGGUGCGUUUACUGGCGUUACCGCGCGGAACCGUGCUAGCCUGCGGGCUUCGUCUUUUGCGGCGAAGGGGGCGAAGCUGCAAAGAAGUGUGGGUAAGAACUUGAUCCGAAAGAACAUCAAGAGAGCGAAAGGGACAACUCCCGUAGUGAAGGAAGUUUCCACGACCACUACGUUCAGUUCGCGUACUCGCCACGAGACCACUGAUGACAAGAAGACCUUGAGCGGCUCCAAAACAAGUUUUUUCGACACUAAGAUCUUCAAACCGCUCUUUUUCCUGGAAGAUCAUGGAAGUCAGGCGCGUAGGUCCUCGAAGAUCACCGAUUUUGACCCGAAAAGCGUGAAACUAACCUCCGCCCUCCCCGCCAGCGCCCUCGCCUCCACGCUAAGUGUCCUGCGCGACUUGCACCAGGAGGCGUUUGACGGGUCUUUCACUUCUGGGGUUGCCAUCGGGCUGAUAGUCUUCCUGAUUGUCUUCACCUCCGUUGCCUUUUUCCUGUGGCGUGAGUACGUGCGGAUUGGCCGAACCAGGCACGACCAGAAGGACCUGGACAACGCGUCGCUGACCGAAACCUGGUCGCCGGAUUUUCUGAUCACCGCCUUGGCGCACCAGAAACACACCAAGUGGCUCCACGAACUGUUCGAGAAGUCCGCGAAGAAAUGGCCGGACUCGCCCUGUUUCCGCGUCGCGGACUCGGCUUGGGAGACGACUCUGACUUUUCAGCAGAUGAACGCAAAAGCGGAGCUGAUCAAGCGCGUUCUGUUACAGGAAGAGUUCGUCACGGGCAAGGACCAAAUUGUCGCCGUGUUGCUCCCCCGCGAUUCCUACCACAUCUUCGCCUGCCAACUCGGGGUCUUGAAGUCCGGGGCGGCGGUUCUCUUCCUCGACGGCAAUCUUCCGGACGAAAUCUUGCAAACAAUGCUGCAGGAUUGUCAGCCGAGGAUCGUGCUGUGCGGGGAGCAGAGGGCGGAAUGGCAAGCGAGGCUGUUCCCCCGGAAGGGUGGUGCCGGGGGAGCCGGAAUGAUGAGCAAUGGUGUCGUGACCGCUGCCCCAGCUAGUACUGCUUUUUACGUUUGCCCGGUGCUGGACAUCGUGCAGAGGCUCGCGUACUACGAAGAUGAGGAAUUUCUGUUGCACAACACCGAGCACAGCCACGACCUGACGCAGCCCGAGUGGUUGGACGACCCGAAGGAGCGGCUGGCGACGGUGAUCUACAUAUCCUGAGUAAAAACGUCCCUACCCCAGAUUUGUCAUGCAGAUUUGCAAUGACAGGAAGAUUUGCAAUGCGCAUCUCCAUGAGCGUGAGAGGCAUUUCCAAUUGUGUUUUGGACUUUGUAAUGCUGUAAACAGGAUGAGAAGCUGGGUUUCUCAUGCGGCUGGCCUUGCUAAGCAGCACUACACUGCAGAUGGAAAUUUGUGAUGCACAACUGACAAAACUUGGAGAUUUGUGUUGCAGCCUUCCCAUCUUGACUCUGGGGUGGAGCGUUUUUACUCAGGAAACUACACCUCGGGAUCGACGGGGAAGCCGAAGGCAGUUUUGUCCACCCACAAAGGGUACGUGCAGUCCCUCUUGAACGCCGGGGAUACUUUUUCCUUACUGAACGACUACGACAUCGGCAGCACUUCCUCCUCGCUCUCCUACGAUUCUAGCAUCGACGAGAUGUACAUUCCGUGGCUAUCUGGCUGUCUCGUGGUUUGCCUGCUAGACGCGCAGAUCCGUUCCGGGCCGGACAUGGUCGGGGUGAUUAAGCGAGAACAAAUUACUAGCAUUUUUCCCGUGCCCUCUCUCCUCCCUACCAUUUCCGCCUACCCGAUGCGAGACCUACCGCUGCCACUAUUACGCCACGUGUACUGCGGGGGCGAGGCCUUGCGGGAGGACAUUGUCCAACCCUGGACCGCCGGUGGACGACGACUCGUCAACGGCUACGGGCCGACCGAGGCCUCGAUUUGCGUGCUCUCCGGGGACGUUUACUACAACGCGGAGCACGGGGGCUGCAGCAUCGGCACCCCGCACGCGGGCACGACCGCCGUGAUCCUCGGCGUCGACUUCCAACAACCGCUCCCCCACGGGGAGACGGGCGAAUUGUGCGUCGGCGGCCUGCAACUCGCGAAGGGGUACUUGAACCGCCCAGACUUGACCGCGGAAAAAUUUAUCGAGCAUUCGGUGUACGGGCGGUUGUAUCGCACCGGGGAUCUGUGCAAGAUCGACGCGAAGACGAAGGAAGUGCACUUUCUCGGCCGGAUCGACCACCAGGUGAAGAUCCGGGGGCACCUAUCAAAAUGAAAAAUGCUCCCUCCCUGGAAUUUGCAAAAGUUUUUCAUGCAAAGUUUCCAAAUGAAAGCUUUUUGUCUUGCAUGAAAGGACUACGAGCCUUUCUGACGCAGAAUCUAGGGGUGCAAGGUAUCUUUUGCAUAACACGCCCGCCUGCUGUUGGGCUCCUUUGCAACACAAGUUUGGGCUAUUCAGCAUGGAAGAUUUGUGAUACUGGGAUAUGCAAGACGGGGAAUGUUUCCAUUGGAAAGGUUUGCAAUGCAAAUGCUGCCAAGUUCUGGGCUGGGGGCAUUUUUCAUUGUAAUAACACCGGAUCGAACUCCAAUCCGUGGAGGCGGGGCUGAUGAAGACGGUGCAAGAAAUUGUCGAGGAUGAAGAAGGUAAAGAUAAAGACAACGUCGUGAAGAAAUAUUUAUCCGAUAUCGAGAUCGUGUCCGCAACCGUGGAGAAGCAGGGCAACGGACUGGUUGGCUUCCUCCAGGUGCCGCAGUUGUUCGAGCGGAUGGAAAAUCUGACCGCGAUCAGCGUGGAAACGAGCGCCAAGCCGGUGUUGAUGAACCCCACGACGGUGUCGACGGUCACCUGGUCGGAGAGAAAUCUCCGGUUGGCGAACGUCGAGGUGACGAAAAUUCUGCAGGCGAAAAUCGCGGAGUACGUUCCGAAAAUUAUCCUGAGUAAAAACGUACCCACACCAGAGUAAAGAUGGGGAUUUUGCAACACAAACCUAGGAGUUUUGGGAGUUACGCAUGACAAGUUUCAGUCCGUAAGGUAGUGCAAGUUAGCAAGGAAAGCCGCAUCACAAAUCGACCUGCUGAUCCUGUUCACAGCAUCACAAAUUCCAAAACACGAUUGGAAAUGGUUCUCAUGGGGAUGCGCAUCACAAAUGUCUUUGUCAUUGCAAAUCUGCAUUACAACUCUGGGGUGGGUACGUUUUUACUCAGGAUAAAAAUGGCGAUUCCGGGGUGCUUCGGUUUGCUCGAGGACGUGCCGCGGCUGCCAAGCUCCGGGAAGCUGAACCGAAAGGCGCUGCCGGACCUGUCCGCGGAAAGCUUGCUGGCGCAACCGCUGGAUGACGAGGAGGGCGGAGGUUUCGGGACUGGUAAUUUGAAGAGCGUUCUUACGGAUGUGCUGUCGGAGGGACCAGUCACGGAAUUGGACAGCGAAGUUUUGCUACUCUGCCAGGAAACUUUGAAGCCAAGGUAGAAGUGGAAAGUUUGUGCCGUGGUGCGAAAUAAUACCGUAAGAGUGAGCUUUAGCCUAGGAGUUCAAUUGUGAAACAUGCUGAUGUUCCACGUAACAUAACUAUCGAAACAAGCAAAGACCAAAGAAAUAUUUGCAAAAUUGAAUUCCACAUCAUCAUUAAAACAGAACCGUACAGUGGCGCAGCCAUUUUGUGAAAGAUCUCGGCGGUGACUCUCUCACUAUCGCCGGUCUCGCCACCAAGCUUCGGGGCCACGGCUUCCACGGCGUCGCCGUGCGUGACCUGUUGACCGAGGUUGCCAGCACGCCCGCGGCCUUGGCGAAGAAAAUCGCGAAGGACCGACAGAACUCGAUCAAGAAAUCGGAUUCUGCGGACAGCAACAAAAGCAGCUCGUUUUUGAAGCAAAAGAUGGCUUCGGUCGGGGAAACGGAAACGCUGGUCAGCACGACCACCGCCGGCAGCAGCUCCGCGGAGAGCAUCACGUCGGUGCGGACACGAGCGCAGUCGGAAUUGGACAACGCAAAGGCGGUCUACUACUCUUCCGACAACUACAUUGCGACGCACAUCUUCCCGCAGGGCUUCGACAUUUCGAGCAGCAUGGGCCCCUCCGUGUUCACGAUUCUCCAAGCCGCCACCCUGUUCGUCGCGGGCGGGGGGCAGGUGGUGUUCGGGAUUCUGCUCGUCUUGGCGACCUACGGGUUUGAAGAAUCUUCUUCCUCUGCGUCAUCAGGAGCUUCUGCAAGAACUUCAGAAGAUUUAGUCGCGUCCAUCACUGCAAUGGCUACGGACCCAAUCGAAGCGAUGAAGUACGUUUUGAUCUUCUCCUCCGGGAUGCUUCUCGUCGCGAUCCUGUUCGUUCUCGAGUCCGUGGCCUGCCACCAUGUGCUCCGCUUGCUCGAGAAGUGCUUGUUGCCGCCCUGCCGCGGUUAUGCAUUGCAAAAGUAUCGUACUCGUAUAAAUGCAUCACAAACUUCCUCAGCGUGACAGAUAAAAUUUGUAAUGCUGAUUUAUCUUAAGACAAAGAUUUGUUUUGCAUGAUUGCAAUACGAGUACGAUACUUUUGCACAGGAUAGCGGUCCGCAGAACGUGGCACGGUUUGAAAAAUUCAGUUUCCGCCACUACCUUAUGCAUUGCAAAAGUGAUGUCUGGGUCUGGAAGAAAGCAAACUUGUGAUGCGCAUUUCACAACACAUAAAAAUCUGUCGUGCAGAGGCAGCACAAGCUGCCCACUUUCUGUUACCAGAAUGUGGGAUUUGUCAUGCGGAUUCGGCAUUGCGGAAGCUUCUCGAAGUCUGUGAUGCUAGAGCUUCCAUGCCAGACCUUCUGUGUUAUGCAAAAGCAGCAUGACUCCUCCAGACCCAGACAUGUUUGCAGUUGAUAUACCUGUUGUGGACGCGGGGGCGACUCGAAGCCAUCUGGGUCGGGUUUCUCCGCCUCUGCGCGGUCGUUGUCCACGCGGACUGGGUCGGCGAGGGGCUGAAGCUGUACGGCGCGGACGUCGGGGAGAAUUGUUGGUUUGGCGGCCAGUGGUAUCAACUGUAAAAAUAAAUGUCUGGGUCUGGAAGAUCGUGACACUUGUCAUGCACGUUUUGCAUGAGCUUGAGCCAUGAUGUCUGUGAUGCAUACCCUAGCAAUACAGAUUUUUUGAGGGCUUCUUGAUGCCUAUUCCGCGUGACAAAUGCCUUCUCAGCGUAGCAAAAACUGCACUCCCUUUGCUACUCAUGCAAUACAGAUCUUUUUGGAAUCCAAAUGCAGCAUCACAAGUUGCAUUCUUCCAGACCCAGACAUUUUUGCAUUUGAUAAGUGGAAAUUCAACGGGGAGCUGAAGCGGGUGAAAAUCGGCGACAACGUGAUCAUCCGCGACGCGGUGGUCUGUAUUAAAAUGAAAAAUGUCCCCACCCCCAGCUUGGCAGCAUUUGUAUUGUAAACAGUUCCAACAGAAACAUUCCCCGUCUUGCAUAUACCAGCAUCACAAAUUUUCCAUGCUGAAUCAAUGAAUAGGUCAAAUUUGUGUUGCGAAGUAGCCCAACAGCAGCGGGAUCUGUUAUGCACAAGGCACCUUGCGCACCCAGAUUCUGUAUGAGAAAUACUCGCAAUCCUUUUAUGCAAGACAAAAACCUUUCAUUGAUUUGGAAACUUUGCAUGACAAACUUCUGCAAAUUCCGGGGUGGGGGCAUUUUUCAUCGUCAUAGUUUGUACGGUGUCUUUUGACCUGGAGAAUAUUACUUUGGCCGAUGUCUCCAUCGGCCACGGGGCGAAGCUCGGCGGGAGCUGCUUCGUCGGCCCGGGGAGCAUCGUGGAAAACGGGGCAGUUUUGGAGCCGCUGGCGGCGUUGCAGCAAGAACACCAGUUGGACGAGCAGCUGAAGGUUCUCAACCUGCACGAAGAGCAGCGGAAACUCGACCGGAAUAAAGCGAUGCUGUUGACUAGCACAACUUCGAACUCUAAAACCCCGAGCUUCAGUAUUCACACGACCAGCAGCGACGAGCGGGAUAACGACUCCGGCACGACGUCGUCCUCCGAUAACAACUAUCAAUCGCAAAAACGUCUGGGUCUGGCAGGUUGCAACUUGUCAUGCUGUUCUUGGAUCCUAAAAAAAUUUGUAUUGCGUCACUAGCAAGAGGAGCCCAGUUUCUGCUACACGGAGAGGGCAUUUAUCAUGCGGAUUAGGCAUAAGUAAGCCCUCUAAAAAUCUGCGGUGCUAGGUCAUGCAUCACAGGGGUCAUGGGUCAUACAAAACAUGCAUGACAAGCCUGGGAAUCUUCCAGACCCAGACAUAUUUGCAUUCCAUAACAACGACGGAGCAGAACUACAGAUCGUGAAGCAGAACGAGGUGUGGGAGGGUGUCCCCGCCGUGUCCGCCGGCCGGGAGCGGGCGAUGCCGAAGAAGGUGCUGGGGGCGCAAAUCACGAAGGACAGCUGGGAUAUCGGGUACUGCUUCGUGGUGGAAACGGGCAUCGGAAUUGUCUACGUGCUCUUACUGCAAUUCUACUACUUGAUCGUCUUUUCCCUCGCCUACCACUUCGCGACAACGCUGGUAAUAGCCAUGCACACGGAGGCGACCGGCUGCAUGCUGAGAACGUUGGCGUUCCUCUACGGAACGACAUCAUCGGCCGCUGCAACUGCGUCGACUAGUACAGUAGGAGCUGCUUCUUUUUUCACGCUGUUUGGGCAAGUGGUCCUCUUCAUGUGCUAUCUGAACACGAUCUUCGCUUGCGCGAGUUGGGUCGAGAACUUGACCUACUGUCUCUUCCUCCGAUUUUUGCCGAGAAUCCCGCCGGGCUCGUACGAGAACAGCACGAUCGUCGCGGGGUUGAUCCGCAAAAAGAUCUUCUUUCUAAACCGCAUCCAGAAGUUUUGUGGUUCCAAAGCGCUGAAGCCGUAUUUUCUCGAGCUUGCCGGGGUCAUUUUCGACGGCGGGUGUGGGUGCAACGAACUCGCGAACAUGCACGACGUGAUGCCCGACGUCACGUUAGUCGGGGCGAACAGCUUCUGGGCGGGCGGGGGAUUCUCGCAUCAGAUGGACUACGAGCAAGUGCAGGUGAUUGGCAAGAAUGGGAAGCUGGAAACGAGGUUGUACCUAACGCUCCAACGGUGCCGGUUCCCGCAAAACUUCUUCGUCGGCAAUCACGCCAUCAUCCUUCCUGGAAACCAUGCGACGAACACGCUUAUCGGGGUGCGCACGGUGGCUAUCAAAUGCAAAUAUGUCUGGGUCUGGGAGAAUGCAAACUUCUCAUGCAUAUUUUCCAUGCCCCAUGAGGUUUGCAAUGCAGGACCUAGCAUGACAGGUUCUGCGAAGUCCCUAUCAUGCCUAUCCUGCAUGACAAACUACCUCUAAACGUGUUCAAAACUCGACAGCUUUUGGUAGUCAUGCAACACGAAAUUGUUUUGACGAUCCAGACUUAGCAUGACAAGUCCGCAUCCUCCCAGACCCAGACAUAUUUGCAGUCCAUAGUGGCUUACGGGAACCAAAACGUGCGGCGCAUGAACGCCCGAUUGGACGUGCCGAAGACCUUCUUUGGCAUUCCGCCGAUAAUGCUCGGGUCGGAGCGGCAGCAGGGGCAAUAUGCGAAGUCGGCCGAAGAUGAUACAGCAGAUCCUAGCAUGAGAACUUCUGGUGGUAUGAAUAAACUCAUUCCGAAUGGGGAUCAUGCUUCUGGCGCCAGGAAUCUGCAGCAGCCGGAAGUUGUUGGGACUACUACUAGUAACAAUAACCACGUUGAUUUCAAGGACGAGAAGGUCCUAUUCGAGCCGACCUUCUUCGAGUACUUCCACCGGUUCCUGAUUUACGACGGCCUGGCCACCUGGACGCACGUGGUGCCGAUCGCUUUGGCGUUGAUCGCUUUUGACUUGGCGUACCACGUCAGCUACGACAGUUCGGUUCUGGCCAUGGUCAGUAACCAAGCUCCUGCAACGUCGAAAAGCGGCGCGAUUUUUACGAUUGCCGCUAUCCCGCCGCAGCUCGCGUUGCUCUUCUUGCUGUUAGCUGUCUCGACUUUCACUUUGACUUUACUCCUCCCUUUCCUCUAUUUCGUGUUGAAGGCAGUUAUGUUGGGCCGCACGCCGAUCGGGUCGUUUCCGUUGUGGGACUUGUAUGUGCAGCGUCACUUCUUCUGUUGGCACGUGGCGCAGGUGUGGCUGGACCCGUUCAUGGCGCCGUUUGAGGGGACGCUGCUGCAGAACGUGGUCUACCGGAUGCUGGGGAGCAAAAUUGGGAAGAACACGCUUUUCGUGAACGGGUUCGGGACCAUGGACUUCGACGGCGUGGAUGUGGGGGACAAUUGCGUCCUAGCCAUGCCUAUGGAUUGCAAAUAUGUCUGGGUCUGGAAAGUUGCAAGAUUUGUCAUGCAUCUCGCGGACCACACUCUUGGUCUGCAAUGCAGACAGAAGCAUCACAGAUUUUGUGAGACCUUCUUCAUGCGUCUUCCGCAUGAGAAAUUAUUCUCCUUUUGCCUAGCGAGAAUUGGGUAACUAUUGGCGUUUAUGCAACAGAGACUUUCUCGUGAUCCAGCUUUCGCAUGACAGGCUUCAUUCUAUUCCAGACCCAGACAUAUUUGCAAUGCAUAAUGCCGCACUGGCAAAUUCACACGUUCGAGGACCGGAUUUUCUGGGCGCAACCGACGAUAUGGAUUGUAAAAAUGUCUGGGUCUGGAAACUUGUGACGCUGGGUGGCGUAUCAUGAAGAGGCCACAAGUGCCGGCUCAGCAUGACAAGCUUUUGAGCUUCUAGGUGUUGCCUAUUCUGCAUGGCAGACUGCGCUUCUGCAUGACAGCAAAAUGGGGCUCUUGGGUAACGUGCAUGACAGAUCUAAGAGUCAUGCCAGACAAGCAUGACAAGCAUGCACUCUUCCAGACCCAGACACUUUUGCAUUUGAUAGACGAGGUUGGGAGACAACUGCGUGAUCCAUCCGAACUGCACCAUCAUGGGCGGCGCAGAAUUGGGCGACAACUUGGAACUGAUGCCGGGCUCCGUCGUGAUGAAGACCGAAAAACUGGAAGGGGGGCAGAAGUAUGCCGGGUCGCCGGUUCAACCCUACAUGGUGGCCGCGUGA